CCAAGCAAGCCAUUCCUUAAAUCUCUCCUCAGCCAAACCCAGAAACGCAAUCAACGACCCUCACGAUAUAGGAAUCAAUCGCAAACGGACUGAUAAGCAAACCAGAACAACAAUAAGAGUAACCAUGUCUUGUGCCAUUGCAAUUGCAAGCUAUCCUCUUGUAUCAUCACCAUCAUCUUCUCUCUUCUGCAAGACUACUACUACUUCUUCUUCUUCCUCUUGUGGGUCUCCUUCUACUUCUUCUCCUUCUUCUUCUUCACCUUCUUCGCCUUUCAGGCUGCGGUUUCAGAAGACACGGAGUGGUUUCAGGGCUUCGAAUGAGAAGAAUUCAGAACCCACGAUUUUAAAGAGUAAGAGACCAUCUAAGAUCGAUAUUCCAAUUUCUUCUUCGAGUUUCGCUGCCGCGAUGCCUAUUCCGGUGGAAGAGAAGAGGGAAGUUGAGUUCGAAAGGGAAGGGAUUUCUGUUUACUGUAAGAAAGGAAGGAGGGAAGCCAUGGAGGAUCGGUACUCUGCUGUCUUCGAUCUUCAAGAAGAUUCCAAACAGGCUUUCUUUGGUAUCUUCGAUGGACAUGGAGGUGCAAAAGCUGCAGAGUUCGCAGCAAAGAACAUGGAUAAGAAUAUCAUGGGUGAAAUGCUGAGAAAAGGAGGAAAUGAAAUUGAAGAUGCUGUUAAAAAUGGGUACCUCACCACAGACUCAGAGUUUCUGAAACAAAAUCUCCAUGGUGGGACUUCUUGUGUUACAGCAUUGAUCACGGAAGGGGAUCUCGUGGUCUCUAAUGCUGGUGAUUGUCGUGCUGUUAUGAGCAGAGGAGGAAUUGCAGAAGCCCUCACCUCUGAUCACCGGCCUUCGAGGGCGGAUGAAAAAGACAGAAUUGAGGCCCUGGGUGGCUAUGUGGAUUGCUACCAUGGUGUGUGGAGAUUACAGGGGUCUCUAGCUGUAUCAAGAGGAAUUGGAGAUGGAUCCCUCAAAAAAUGGGUUAUAGCAGAGCCAGAGACUAAAGUUUUGAACAUUAAACCAGACUGCGAGUUCUUAAUUCUAGCCUCUGAUGGCUUGUGGGACAAGGUUGCGAAUCAAGAGGCUGUAGAUAUGGUUCAUCCUCUGUGUAUUGGCACUGAUAAGCCAGAGAUUAUGUCUGCUUGUAGAAAGCUUGCAGAGCUUUCUGUAAUGCGAGGUUCAGCUGAUGAUAUUAGUGUCAUGGUAGUUCAAUUGGGUCGCUUUAUUUGAUUGAUGACACUCUCACUGGAAAAGAAGAAAUCUUUUGCUCGAUCCAUAACAGAUACCAAUUUGAUUCUGCUCUGAGUUAUUGUAAUUUUGCCCCAUUUUUAUUCAUUGUUUUUAACUAUUUUUUCAGUUAAGACUUUCACAACUCCAAUAUGGAUUGGAGAAUACAUUACUUGUACUGAUGUUCAUAAAUAAAUAAAGUUCUUUCUUUAA
This is a messenger RNA of Macadamia integrifolia, 1435 nucleotides long. Its product is annotated as probable protein phosphatase 2C 25. Gene Ontology annotation, molecular function: protein serine/threonine phosphatase activity; cation binding. The record is from RefSeq and is a predicted model, not a curated record. Gene Ontology annotation, biological process: protein dephosphorylation. NCBI's taxonomy places the organism in Eukaryota, Viridiplantae, Streptophyta, Magnoliopsida, Proteales, Proteaceae. The coding region runs from base 125 to 1225 and encodes 366 amino acids. The transcript has 4 exons.